UGAACUAAUAUUAUGUGGUUUCCCUUACGUUUAUGGCAAUUUUGGUCCUCGCAGGAAAACCACUGAAAAUAUCGUUACGUGCAUGCAUAACUCCUUUAGAACUGAAUUUUUGCCAAGUUUGUAAACUGACAUCCUGUAAUCACUUGGUGAUUAUCUUUUUUCUUUAAGCUUCCUAUAAACACUAAAUCCCCCACGUUGAUUGAGCAUACCCCUUAUAAAGGUAUAUCAAGUCUAUCAAGUUCUGUUUGCGUGCGCGUACUCAUUCCACGAAAGACCGACCCACGAUUAGUUUCGCCGGGAGGUCUGUAGUUAUUUGGUCUGCUUUGAGACGAUAUCACUGACGCGUGCGGAGUAAAGUCACCAUCCACUGAGGACAUGGCUACGAUUGCGAGGCAAGAUCUGAAAUACGGCUGGUUUUCAUUUAAGCCAGGAUGGCUCCAGAUUGCUAAUAACUCUAAAUGUUUCCUCUUCGUGGUCACCGUACUUACAACUGUGCAAAGCAUGACGGUGAAUGGAAUAACAGGUAUAAAUCUACCUGCGUUAGAGAAGCGGUUUCAGCUCAGUAGCCAAGAUCUUGGAAUCAUUGCUGCUUCCAACGACAUAUCUGCCAUUGUACUUGUCUGCUUUGUCAGUUUUUACGGUGAAUUUGGAAACAAGAUCAGAUGGCUGGGUUAUGGAACACUUGUUACAGGUUUGAUUGAGGCGAUCCAGAUCGUCAAAGCCACCUGCAGACGACUGGUCAAAGCGUGGAUAAAUGAUUGCCACAGAAGACUCAAACGCCACAGAAACAAACUACGACAACUACACGACCAACUGAAACAACUGAUACCAACUGACCUACUUGACACCGUUACGACAAUUGCCGACAAACGAGCCAACAAGACGACUGAACGCGCCCGCACUGGACAUCAACAAAAAUUGACACGACUGCUACGAGACAAAGAAGAGAGACGAAGCAAACCGGACGACAACUGGCCUGAAGGAGCCAAUUUAACCUCAAGGCAGCCACAGUGGAUUGGGGCCUGGUGGCUAGCAUACACUAUAACUGGUUUGGUGAUGUUUGUCUGCGCUAUUGUAAUCUUUGGAUUUCCUCGUGAGUUACCAGGAUCAAGAGAGAGGCGCGAUAAAGCCAUAGAAGAAGGAAACUUGCCAAAAAGCGAUGAACGGUUACGAGGCAGUUUAAAAGAUAUUGUGCCAGCGACCAUCAAGCUCUUGAAGAAUCCAACGUACAUGUUUAACGCUAUGGGCACAACUGCUGGAUCGUUUUUCGGGGCUGGAUUGGGAGCCUUCAUCAGCAAGUUCGCUGAGUUGAAAUUUAAUACAAACCCGGGCUUGGCUGGUGUUACUCUUGGAGCCGUGUUCCUCGUAGGCGCCACAGGUGGUAUUUUUUUGAGCGGAGUCAUCGUUAGGCGGUUUAAUUUGAAGAAGUCGUGCCGACUGUCUGCGAUGUGCUGCUGGUGUUUUCAACUUUUCACCGUAUGGACAGCUGUAACUUUUAUCAUUCCGGGAUGCAAUCAGAUCGAAUUGGCGGGUAUCACCAAGCCUUAUUACAAAAGCCAGUCACAACUCGGAAGUUUAACAGCCCAAUGCAAUGCAAACUGCAGCUGCUCGAUCGCAAGUAUUGAUCCCGUCUGUGGAGAAGAUAACUUGAGUUAUUUUUCGCCUUGCCAUGCUGGAUGUUCAAAGGUGGAAGGAUCCAAGGCAUACCAGUGUAGUUGUAUUCUUUCUGUUGGGAAUGGAACCGAAGCAUCGGCCGCGAAACGCUAUUGCGACAGAGGACCAGGCUGCAAAAAUUUCUUGUAUUUCCUCUUAGUUUCUUGUUUGCUAAUCGUAGCCGUUUUCCUGACGGCGAUACCAGGCAAAACCGUAGCUCUACGUUGUGUACCAGAUAAUCAAAGAUCCUACUCGCUUGGUUUCCAGUUUAUUUUCCAGCGCUCUCUUGGCUUUUUACCUGGACCGGUUGUGACUGGUUGGAUAUUUGACUAUCUUUGUCUCCUCUGGGGAGAAAGUUGCGGAAGACGAGGUCGAUGUCAAAUAUACGACAUUAAAAAGUUGUCGCUAGCAAUAACUGUUUUGGGAUGUAUUAUGAAAGGUCUAGCCAUGUUAUUCUUUUUCCUGAGCUUUUGGUUUUGCAAAUCAAGCUAUGAUGAAGAUGAUGUAAAGGAAGAUCAAACAAAGGACGAAAAUGAAUCAAUGAGGGAGUCUUUAAAUUUGUCCAAAAAAUUAUUAACUGAUUAAUUAAGCAACCAAUGCCACAGUUAGACUGGCUAUAGAAAGCCUCUGUAGUCUUACAGGGGGAGUCUCAGUGGGGUUAAUCGCUAGCCGUUAAAAAUACCGAAAAUUUAGCUGUUAGUCGUUAAAAAAAUUAACCGUCAAAAUUUGUUUAGGUGACUACAUGGAAAGAUGUUAACCGUUGGCCGUAAAUUGGCAAAAGUUGUAACCGUUAGCCAUUAAAAGCCAUCACCCCAUUGAGACCCUCAACUGGUUGUGGUAACAGUUUAAGUAUUGUUGUGGUAUGGUUCUCCGUCACAAUUUUCCAAUAAGUUAUUGCCAUAUAUUCUAAUUGUGUAGUCUCUAAUGUGUAUUGCUAUAACUGUAUGAAAUUAACCAGGAACCCGU
Molecule: messenger RNA, 2619 nt
Organism: Stylophora pistillata
Lineage: Eukaryota; Metazoa; Cnidaria; Anthozoa; Scleractinia; Pocilloporidae
Product: solute carrier organic anion transporter family member 4A1
Biological process (GO): transmembrane transport
Cellular component (GO): membrane
Molecular function (GO): protein binding
Source: RefSeq, a predicted model, not a curated record